This is a messenger RNA of Anoplopoma fimbria (sablefish), 3924 nucleotides long. Its product is annotated as ubiquitin carboxyl-terminal hydrolase 31-like. Gene Ontology annotation, molecular function: cysteine-type deubiquitinase activity. The record is from RefSeq and is a predicted model, not a curated record. Gene Ontology annotation, biological process: protein deubiquitination. NCBI's taxonomy places the organism in Eukaryota, Metazoa, Chordata, Actinopteri, Perciformes, Anoplopomatidae.
AUGUCGAAAGUUGUCAGUAACAAGGAGAAGAAAUCCUUCAGUAAAAAACUCUUCCGGAGGAGCUCGGUCCGCUGUGGGAGCUUCAUGAACAGAGUUCUCCGGACUCUGUCCACUCUGUCUCAUUUCGGUACCGAUGAACAGGCCGCCGAGGACGAGAAGGACGAGGCAUCUCUGAUCCCGACCACCACCGGAGGGUCACUGCCGUCCGACGACAGUGACUGUGGGGGGUUUCCCUUCGGGGACAAGGUGCCGGGAGUCGCCGGACUGAAGAACCACGGAAACACCUGCUUCAUGAACGCGAUCCUGCAGUGCCUGAGCAACACGGAGCUGUUCGCUGAGUACCUGGCUCUGGAGCAGUUCAAAGGCGGGGAGACGAGCAGCAGCAGCGGCAUCAACGAGAAGGCCAAGUCCAACGGGAUGCUGGUGCAGAAGAAGGGGAGCAAAGAGCAGCAGCAGCAGCAGGAUGCAGGGGAGGUGACCGAGCAGCUGUCCGGGCUGGUUCGGGCUCUGUGGACCUUUGAAUACACACCUCAGCACAGCAGGGACUUUAAGAAUGUGGUGUCUAAGAGUGCCCUGCAGUUCAAGGGUAACUCCCAGCACGAUGCCCAGGAAUUCCUCCUCUGGUUGCUGGAUAGAGUUCAUGAAGACCUCAACCAUAUCAUCCACCCUGACAUCAGACCCCCCAGGAAGCCUCCAGUAGAAGAGGAAAAUGCCCCUGAAGGAUCUCCACUACCAGCACCUGGCUCUUUCGUACAGGAGUUGUUUCAGGCACAAUACAGGUCCUCGCUGACUUGCCCUCACUGCCAGAAACAGAGCAACACCUUUGAUCCUUUCCUCUGCAUCUCACUGCCAAUCCCCGUACCUCACACACGGCCCCUGUAUGUGACAGUGGUGUACCAAGGGAAGUGCUCCCACUGUAUGAGAGUCGGGGUGGCGGUGCCUCUUUCUGGCACCGUGUCCAGGCUGAGACAAGCUGUGGCCCAAGAGACCAAAAUCCCUGCCCAACAGAUCGUCCUCACUGAAAUGUACUUUGACGGCUUUCAUCGCUCCUUCUGUGACGACGAAGACGACCUUGAGAUCAUUCAGGAGAGCGACUCCAUCUUUGCCUUCGAGACACCUGAGCUGUUCAGACCAGAGCAGAUUCGCUCCAAGCGAGGCGGGAGCCCACAUGCAAAUCUCAACCAGAACAACUUAAAGUACGGCACAGAUAUUAACAGGAUAUCCACACAAAUACAAGAGCCGACGACCCCGCCUCAGAGUCCAAAUAAGAACAGCGGACAGGCUGAGAAGAUUGUCCUGCUGGUGUGUAACAGAGCCUGCGCUGGACAGCAGGGACGCAGGUUUGGGAAUCCAUUCAUUCUGUAUUUGGAGCGUACAGUUACAUGGGACGUACUUCAGAAAGAGAUCUUGGAGAAGAUGCGGCAUCUUUUGCGCCCUGGAGUCUUUGUGCAGGUGGGGCCCUUCACUUUGCGUGUGGUAGGCGUGGUUGGAAUCACGUAUCUCUUGCCUCAGGAGGAGCAGCCACUCUGCCAUCCUUCCGUGGAGAGGGCAUUCAAGUCUUGCGGUCCUGGAGGGCCACCUCAUGUCAAAAUAGUUGUUGAGUGGGACAAGGAGACAAAAGACUAUCUGUUCAAAAGAACUGAGGAUGAAUACAUCCCAGAUGCUGAGAGCGUGCGUCAAGCGAAGGAGCAGCACCUGCAGCCUCAGACCUGCUCACUGGCCCAGUGCUUUCAGCUCUACACCAAAGAGGAACAGCUCGCUCCUGAUGAUGCAUGGCGAUGUCCACACUGUAAGCAGCUUCAGCAGGGCAGCAUCAAGCUCAGUCUGUGGACCCUGCCUGACAUCCUCAUACUUCACCUGAAACGCUUUAGACAGGACGGGGAUCGACGAAUGAAGAUGCAGAACAUGGUGAAGUUCCCGCUCACAGGCAUGGACAUGGCACCGCAUAUGGUGAAGAGGAGCCAAAGCAGCUGGAGUCUUCCCUCUCACUGGUCACCAUGGAGACGACCUUAUGGGAUGGGCCGUGAUCCAGAGGACUACCUGUAUGACCUGUAUGCAGUGUGUAACCAUCACGGGACCAUGCAGGGAGGACAUUACACAGCUCAUUGUAAGAACUCUAUAGAUGGACAGUGGUAUUGCUUUGAUGAUAGCGACGUUCAGCCCAUAGCUGAAGAUGAAGUCUGCAAGCAGACAGGUUACAUCCUGUUUUAUCAAAGACGUGCCACAAUCCCAUCUUGGUCUGCCAACAGUUCUGUGGGAGGAUCCACCAGUUCCUCUCUAUGUGAGCACUGGAUCAGUCGGCUGAUGGGCAGCCGUCCGCCUAGCCAAGCCUCAUCUGGUUCCUCCAGACGCACGUCACUGGCCUCCCUAUCCGAGUCGGCUGAGUUUGCUGGUGAACGGAGCGAGGAUGAUGGCUUGUCGAGCCGGCCAGCAGUAAGGGGCAUGCAAAGACAAACAUUCUCCUCAAGAUCUUCCAUUGCCAGCCCAUUGGUGCUAAGUGAUAAUGGCACUAAACCAUCCUGGUCCCACUCUGCUAAGCUCCAACUCCGUUCCAACUCUCCCUCACGCUUCUCCCUGGAAUCCCACUCCUCCUCCCCGACGCUGGAGAUGAUAGGAGAGGUGGUUGAUACUAAGCUGUCAACCUCCUGCUUCACCGGGUCCCCAAAGCUGGACAAAGCGACAGGGGGCAAGUCGGCCCUUGCAGCUUUGGAGAGUAAUCCAGGCGGUAAGAGGCUGAUAGAGCAGGUUCACUCCAAAGCUGUGGCUCAGGCGGAGCAGAGGAGCUCCACCCAGACUGGGGACAACAACAAUGCAGUCACUGCUGCUGAACAGGUUAGUCCUCGACACGGGGCAGCUGCAAAGGACCCGAAACAAAGAAAUGGGGCUGCAGAUAGCGCUAGCGCUAAAAGGACCUCAGCAAGUCCCAAGAAGCGCCCUGCCACGUCCUCAACGUCAUCCAGCUCUCUGUCUCCUGCCUCCCCAGCUGUUGAUAAGUUACCGUCUCGAACUCAGACAAAGAGUGCAGCAUCAGCAUCAUCCCCCAAGGACAAAAGCGAUGGACCACCUAAAACUAGCAAGGCUGGUUCCUCGAGAACAGCAACCCCAUCAAAGAAAGGGUCAUCCCAAACCCCGGAGGUACUACAUCCUGACUCUGCCCAGCAGAGGAAGAGUGGUUCUCCAGGAUCACAAAGCUCACACCCUCAGAGGAGGACAUCACCCAGAGGGGGAGGCGAGAAAAGCUCAGCCUCAGCAAGGACUAAAGCACCAGACAGGAGCGCUAGCCGCGAAUCCUCACGGAAUAACGUGGUCUCAGAGAAGAAGGUGAACCACGGAGGGCCUCCCUGGUCUACUGCUGCUAGUAGAGCAGAGGGCAGGCCGGGCCGUGCUAUGGAGAACAAGGCAGCGGGCCGGAGCUCAAGCAGUAGCUCCUCCAUGGCGAGUCUCCGAUCCUCUAGUGUCGGUGUUCCCUCUGCGAGCGCAGCCCCUCCAUCGAGGGGACCUCAAAGGAACACUAAGACAGAGGACAAGGGUUUGUCCUUCUUCAAAACUGCCCUGAGGCCCAAAGAGACGCGGAAGUCAGCCGAUGGUGGGAAAGCAGGGGCUGGUGAGGCUAAAGCGAGUCCAGAGGACGGCGCUGGGGAUGCAGCUAGAGAGGGAAUCCCACACGGAGCGAGCAAGAAAGCCCAGAGUGUGGCUUCAGAGACCAAUGUGACCACAGCCAAAGACAAGGAAUCCUCCAAGGUGUCCGCUGCAGCUAAGCAUUCACUGCUGCCCUCCACAAAGUCCAAGCUCUCCGGGGCAGAAACGGCCACCCAGUCCUCUGCCAAUGCAAAAGACACCUCGAAGAAAGAGCCUGCUAAAAAGACAAUGCAGUCCAGGAAGAUCCCUAUCAGCUCUACACAAACUAGCCACAGGGCCAAGUGA